CGGCAGAACAAUAUUGCAACUUCUAGCAAUUGGAUUUAUCGAAUAUUUAGGAUACCAAGCUUUCCAUUCGGAUCCCUGCUAGAGAAGGUAUAAGAAACCCCGGAACAUAAGAAAAGAGAGUUGCCGGGAAAUUGACCUCCCCACUUCUAAAGAAGCAGAAAUUCUGUCUCUCUUUUCUCAAACCCAAGAUGAAGUGGCAAAGAUUCUUAUCGAUCCCUAUCUUUGCUGUUCUUCUGUUGACGGGUUUUGUCUGUUACAUCACGGUCUUCAUUUUCAUCGAAGAUUGGGUUGGGUUGCAGAGCUCUGCUGGUUCUUUGAACGCUCUGAUCUUCACUGUCCUGGCUUCUCUGUGUCUCUUCUCUUUCUCUUCGUGUGUUCUGAUCGACCCAGGUUACGCCACAGCUUCAUAUGUCCCUGAUGUUGAAGACAGUGGAGUGUCUGAUCAGGAGGCCAAGACAAAUGUUAUACAAUCAAGGCGUUGUGACAAGUGUUCAACAUACAAGCCUCCUAGGGCUCAUCAUUGCCGGGUCUGCAGAAGGUGUGUUUUAAGAAUGGAUCAUCACUGUCUGUGGGUCAAUAACUGUGUUGGUUAUUGGAACUACAAGGCCUUCUUUACACUAGUCUUCUAUACAACAAUGGGAAGCUUGUAUUCUACAACCAUCGUUAUAACUUGUGCUUUCCAAAAGGACUGGGAUUUCGGUGGAAGUGGGAGCCUCAAAGUCUUUUAUGUUACGUGUGCAGUAACGAUGGCUGCCUUGACCUUAACGCUUGGAACUCUUCUAGGAUGGCAUGUGUACCUCAUCAUCCGUAAUAUGACAACUAUAGAGUAUUACGAAGCAAUUCGAACUGAAUGGCUGGCUAGGAAAUCUGGGCAGAGCUACAAACAUCCAUACAACCUAAGUGUCUACAAAAACAUUACUUCGGUCUUGGGUCCGAAUAUGAUGAAAUGGUUAUGGCCUGUAGCAGUAAGCCAUCUAAAAGAUGGACUUGUGUUCCCUACUCCGCGUGAUAAUUCAUAAGUUCUCUUCUGCCUAUGCUGAAAAUCGGUUUUGGUGGCACCACUGCUGCUCGAGUGGACAAAGAAUGUGAAGCAUGUUGAUCCUAUUCGCCUCUUAAGUCUUGGUAUUAGAAGAUUCUAGGACAAGAGCAACCGAGUGGAAGAUGCUGGAUAUAAUCACAGUUGCUACCUGUUGAAAUCAGGUACAACAGAGUCAACUAACAAUUGAUCAACAAAAGCCCCUCACUGUUUUUUUGUUUGUUUUUGGUUUCUUUUGCCCCUUGGCAAUUGAAACAGUAGGAGUGGAAAUACAAAUUGUAACUCAGAUAUUUUGCAUCUGAGGGAAACUUCAAACCACAUAAUUAAACCCAGGACGAACUAGGCCAUUUCAUCAGAAGAAGAUUCUAGCAGUCUUGUUUAUAUUGAUGAUAAAGAGCUUACAGUUUGUCAUAUUGAUGCAAAUGGCCAAGAAGGCAUCAUUCUUACUAUUCUGGUGGCCAAGAAUGCAUUACUCUUACUAUUCUGG
This is a messenger RNA of Fragaria vesca subsp. vesca, 1523 nucleotides long. RefSeq names its product probable S-acyltransferase At5g04270-like. The record is from RefSeq and is a predicted model, not a curated record. The transcript has 7 exons. NCBI's taxonomy places the organism in Eukaryota, Viridiplantae, Streptophyta, Magnoliopsida, Rosales, Rosaceae. Bases 189 to 1019 code for a protein of 276 amino acids. Gene Ontology annotation, molecular function: palmitoyltransferase activity.